CAGAGUGGAAAACGCGGACGCCUAGAACACCUCCUGGCUUUGACAUUCCUUUACGACACACAACAUCACUAGUCUGCUGUGAACAUCUCCUUCGCGAAUGUAACAAAAAUUAUAGACAAGCCACAGUGGUGCGAUUGCGGCCAUGCAAGCCAAACGAUGGCCCGUAUAGUGAAUCACUGUGGUCUGCGCUCCUUCCACUGACGAGUAAGAAGAACAACACAAAAUCUCUAUCCUGAAGCCCUCUCGUCAUGGCCAGCACACCUCGACAUUGGCAUUCAGCUCCAGAACAUACUGUUGCCAUCACGCCCAAGAAGAGAAUUGGCACUGAGUUAGCAUCUUCAACACGAACACAGUGACCCCAGCUGAGAGGGGGUGAAAUUCCACCCAGGGGCAUUGCUCACUCAGAAAGCUCAUCUCAGCAGUAUUUGCUCAGCGGUUCAACCAUUAGGUCAGGAUCAGCUCUCGAACCCCACUGCUCUCAGUGUGUCUCCGGUAACAUCUCGUAUCUUGGCCAGUUGUUAAACACCCGUGUAAUAUUGGACUUAUUAACCACAAAGACGCAGUUAAUAAUUGGAAUUUAAAGUCGGAUAUUGGACCACACGAGGAGGGAUUUAUGAGGAAUAAAAAGGCAAAGCCUUCAUAAGGCGACGCAGCGUGCAGUUACGUAGGGUGGAUGACAUGACAUAAAUUUAUAGUAUUAUAUUAUUAGCAUUUUAUUUCAUUUUAUAUUAUUAUAACUUGACCGCGGCGAGAGUGAAGAAUGCAUUAUUGCAAGUACUGCGUCAUAAAGACCUCGGGAGAAGGCGGCGAUGGCGAUGACGGCGGCAAAGAGGCGGCGAUCGUCGCCGGAGAGCGGCCUCCGAGCGACGAAGCCCCCGUGGAGAAACGCGAAGAGGCGCUCCUCUAUGGCCUCGAGGAUCGGCCGCCCAUCCUCCUCUGCAUCAUCCUCGGCUUCCAGCACUACCUCCUCGCGUUCGGCGGCAUCAUCGCCAUCCCACUCAUCCUGGCCGAGCCGCUGUGCGCGGGCGGCGACGACCUCGUCAAGGGGCUCCUCAUCAACACGAUGUUCUUCGCGUCGGGGCUCGCCACGCUGCUGCAGACCACGCUGGGCACGAGGUUGCCCAUCCUGCAGGGUGGCAGCCUGAGCUUCGUGGCUCCGGCCUUUGCCAUCCUCGCUCUUCCCGAGUGGCAGUGCCCGGCGCUCAAUGGCACGGAGGCCGCCCACGGCGCCGCGCGGCCCAGCGAGCCCGAGGUGUGGCAGCCUCGCAUGCGGGAGCUCCAGGGCGCGAUCAUGGUCGCGUCGCUCUUCCAAGUGGCGCUGGGCCUCACGGGCGCCAUGGGACCGGCCCUGCGCCUCAUCGGGCCGCUGUCCAUCGCGCCCACCAUCACCCUCAUCGGCCUCUCGCUCUUUGGGGAGGCCGGGCGCAAGAGCGGCGGCCACUGGGGAAUCGCGUGCCUGACCGUGGCCCUGAUCGUGCUCUUCUCCCAGUACCUGCGCGAUGUCGCCGUGCCGAUGCCGGGGUUCGCCGGGGGGCGGUGCCGCGUGGUGAGGUAUCCCGUCUUCAAGAUGUUCUCUGUGCUGUUGGCCAUGUGCAUCUCGUGGCUGCUGUGCUACAUCCUCACGCUGACAGACGCGCUCCCAGCAGAGCCGGGCGUGCCGGGUCACCUCGCCAGAACCGACCUCCACCUGCAAGCCAUCCAGCAUGCGCCCUGGUUCCGCGUCCCCUACCCAGGGCAGUGGGGCGCGCCGACGCUGGGCGCCGCCUCGGUGCUGGGCAUGCUGUGCGGGGUGCUGGCCUCGGCGCUCGAGUCCGUGGGGGACUACGCGGCCUGCGCCCGCCUCGCCGGAGCGCCGCCGCCGCCGGCGCACGCCGUGAGCCGCGGCCUCGCGGCCGAGGGUCUCGGCUGCCUGCUAGCCGGGGCGCUGGGCACGGGCAACGGCACCACCUCCUUCAGCCAGAACAUCGCCGCGCUCGGCAUCACCAGGGUGGGCAGUCGGCUGGUGCUGCAGGUCAGCGGAGUCAUCCUCGUGCUGAUGGGGAUCUUCGGGAAGUGUGGAGCCGUCUUCAUCACCAUCCCCGAGCCCAUCAUCGGCGGCAUGUUCCUGGGCACCUUUGGAAUGAUCGCCGCCGUGGGCAUCUCCACCCUGCAGUACGCAGACAUGAACUCAUCCAGGAACGUGUUCAUCGUUGGGCUGUCCAUCUUCUCGGGUCUGGCCAUUCCAGCUUGGCUCAAGGAGAACCCCGGGGCCAUCAACACCGGGGUGGCGCCGAUCGACCAGACGCUGACCGUGCUGUGCACCAUGAGCAUGUUCGUGGGAGGAUUCCUCGGCUUCGUCCUCGACAACACCGUGCCCGGCACCGUGGAGGAGCGUGGGCUGCUGGCGUGGAGGAGCCACGGGCAGAGUGACCCGGACGGCGCCCAGGGCGGGGGCGACGCCGCGACGCGUGUCUACGACCUGCCGCUCAUCGCGUCGCUGCUGCGCAAGUGGACGUGGCCGCGCCGCGUCCCCGUCUGCCCGACCUUCGGGCAGAGGCCGGCUGGCGCGCCGAUCGCCGUGGGAAUGAACUGCGCCGCGUAGCCGUGGCGACGGCGGAGCACCCGGCUUGGAGGAUGGAUCGGCGACGGCAUGGGAUUACCAUAAAACAAAUUCUACGAUUUGUUGUUGUUGUUGUUGUUACCAAGUGAAGCCCACUGGGCUAUGUAGCUCUUUUUCACAAGCCACCUGGCCACAAAUGAUAGCUCAACGAAGUGGCUUACCAUGUAAGCCAGUCACAGCCAAAUAAUCUAAACGCACGUUUUUUAAAUGUGGAGAGAUUAAACGCAAACUCCAAAUAUACAGGCAUCGUCAGGGUCCAGAUUGAGCCCACACCCUCCGGCAUACCAGGCGAGGGAGAUAACAUCUCGCCCCCACAGCACCCCAGCUUCAGCCAAAUCGAGCCAAGCAGUCUUGAUUUGAAGCUUUCGUGACUGCAGGAAUCCAUACUCUUUGGUUCUUUCGGUAAAGUCACGUAAGUAGAAAAAUAAAAUACAUUUUUCUACCUAUGUGACUUUACCGAAAGAACCAAAGACCCAAGCAUAGUGCGUUGAUCACGUGUUCUCAGUGCUGUGACGUUACAUCGCAAACUACGCAAUUGGGAUCACAGCAGCAGCUGCGACAUCGCCCCCCUACUGCGGAAAAUUGGCAGAAUCCUCCUGAAACAGAUUCCUUGAGACUCAGUGAGGCCUUCCUAGGUAAACGAGCAUAUUAGCCAUAGUAAUAAUGUAGCUCUUUUCACAGAUGAAUACAGAUUUUUGUGUAAUACAGAUUGUAUCUUGCUGUUUUACAUGCUCAAAUAAAUAAUAUGUUUUGUGAUAAUCUCAAUCAGUUAACUGUAAGACUCCCUUGAUAAUGUGCAUGUUGUACCACAAAGCAUGAUGUGUGGUUAAUGCAGACGUGGCGAUAGGCGUCCGUUUGGUGUUUGAACGUCUUAAAUCCCCCUGUAUACUUGCCGGAAAGGGUAAAGCCAAUUAUUUUUUCAACAUAUUAUACAUCAUGUAACCAUUGUAAUUGCAACAGUACAGUAUAUAUAAUGACUAGUGAGUAUCAUGUUGUCAUGUAGCUAUCGCGAAUACUCAACAAAAUGUUUCGUGGGCGAUGAGGCUGUGGCACAGUGGG
Molecule: messenger RNA, 3658 nt
Organism: Petromyzon marinus (sea lamprey)
Lineage: Eukaryota; Metazoa; Chordata; Hyperoartia; Petromyzontiformes; Petromyzontidae
Source: RefSeq, a predicted model, not a curated record